Ictidomys tridecemlineatus (thirteen-lined ground squirrel) is the source of this 3526-nucleotide messenger RNA. NCBI's taxonomy places the organism in Eukaryota, Metazoa, Chordata, Mammalia, Rodentia, Sciuridae. The record is from RefSeq and is a predicted model, not a curated record.
GGGCUGGGCAUGUUGGGGGGGAUGCGUGUGCGCACUUGCGCAUGCGCUCUCCUUUGGGGCAGUGAGAGGAGAAGGGAGCACCAGGGAGGAAGCCCCGAUUUGCAGCCGUGACUCUGGGUGCAUCUUCAGUGGGGCGGAGCCGAUUCUUUCUUCCCUGUUGGGUCAGAGGAAGUGCGUCUGCAGGCUGCCAGGGCCCCGAUGCUGCGAGCCUGUGCCGCUUGCCUGCUUGUCUUGGUCCCUAGCCCCCUGUGGUCACCCUGGCUAGCUGCAUGCUGUGAAACCCCGGGUGCUUUGCCCCUUCUGACUUCACGGUGGCCCUUGACGCUCCCUCGUUUUCCACCCAACACUUUCCUGAAACGUUUGUUUCUGCCUUGGGGCCUUUGCACAUGCUGUCCUGCCACCUAGACCACUUGUUCUCAUCAUCUUGCUCCUUUUUGCCUGACUAGCUCCUGCAGGAAGACUUCCCCCCUCCCCCACCCCUCUCUCCCGCACCUUACCCACCUGGACACGUAGAGCGCCCCCCAAUCACCAGGCUGCUCCCUCAAUCUGGGUGGAGGUCAUGGAGUGAAGGAGCAAAUGGAAUUGGGACAGCGACCGUCUGGCGGAGCCUGAGCCCCUUCUGGGGCGAGGAGUACACGGUGCACCUGCCCCUGGAUUUCCACCACCUGGCCCUGUACGUGCUGGACGAGGACACCGUUGGGUGCGUGGCGGGCAGGCGGGAUGCCCAGGAGGCACGAUGACGUCAUCGGCAAGAUCUCCCUGAGCAAGGAGGCCAUCACGGCUGACCCCCGAGGGAUCGACAGCUGGAUCAACCUGAGCCCUGUGCACCCGGACGCGGAGGUGCAAGGUGAGAUCUGCCUGGCGGUGCAGGUGCAGGAGGAUGCCCACGGCCGGUGUCUCCGCUGCCAUGUGCUUCAAGCCAGGGACCUGGCCCCUCGGGACAUCUCUGGCACCUCUGACCCGUUCGCUCGUGUGUUCUGGGGCGGCCAGAGCGCGGAGACGUCGACCAUCAAGAAGACGCGCUUCCCACAUUGGAACGAGGUGCUGGAGCUGCGGGCCACGCCGGGCGCCCUGACCCCGCUGCGAGUGGAGCUCUGGGACUGGGACAUGGUGGGCAAGAACGACUUCUUGGGCAUGGUGGAGUUCCCGCCCCAGACCCUGCAGCAGAAGCCGCCCAGCGGCUGGUUCCGCCUCCUGCCCUUGUCCAGCGCCGAGGAGGAUUCUGGGGGCAGCCUGGGGGCCCUGCGGCUGAAGGUGCGGCUCUCGGAGGACCGCGUGCUGCCCUCGGGGCGCUACCAGCCGCUCAGGGCGCUGCUCCUGGACGCCGUGAGGGCGCCGGCCGAGGAGGACACUGCCAGCCCCCUGGCUGUGCUGGAGGAGGUGGCCUCGGGGGACUGCCGCGGGGACCUGGCCACCACCCUGGUGAAGCUGUUCCUGGGCCAGGGCCUGGCCGGGCCCCUGCUGGGCUACCUCACCCGGAGAGAGGUGGCCCGCACCACCGACCCCAACACGCUCUUCCGCUCCAACUCCCUGGCUUCCAAGUCCAUGGAGCAGUUCAUGAAGCUCGUGGGCAUGCGCUACCUGCACGAGGUCCUCAAGCCAGUGGUCAGCCGCAUCUUCGAGGAGAAGAAGUACGUGGAGCUGGACCCCUGCAAGAUGGACCUGGGCCGGGCCAGGAGGAUCUCCUUCAAGGGUGCACCCUCAGAGGACCAGGUGCGGGAGAGCAGCCUGGGGCUGCUGACCGGCUACCUGGGGGCCAUCGUGGACGCCAUCGUGGGCUCCGUGGGGUGCUGCCCGCCCGCCAUGCGCCACGCCUUCAAGCAGCUGCGCCUCUGUGUGGCAGAGCGCUUCCCGCAGGCUGAGCACCAGGACGUGAAGUACCUGGCUGUGAGCGGCUUCCUCUUCCUGCGGUUUUUCGCCCCGGCCAUCCUCACGCCAAAGCUCUUUGACCUCCGGGACCAGCACGCAGACCCCCAGACCAGCCGCUCGCUGCUGCUGCUGGCCAAGGCUGUGCAGAGCAUUGGAAACCUGGGCCAGCAGCUGGGCCAGGGCAAGGAGCUGUGGAUGGCACCCCUGCACCCCUUCCUGCUGCAGAGCGUCUCCCGCGUGCGGGCCUUCCUGGACCAGCUGGUGGACGUGGAUGGGGAUGAGGAGGCUGGUGGCCCAGUGAGGGCCCUGGUCCCGCCCUCGGUGACACUUCGAGAAGGCUACCUGCAGAAGCGCAAGGAGGAGCCGGCCGGCCUGGCCACGCGCUUCGCCUUCAAGAAGCGCUACUUCUGGCUCAGCGGGGAGGAGCUGGCCUGCGCCAAGGGCCCCGAGGGGCAGGAGCGCAGCUCCAUCCCGGUGUCGCACAUCCGCGCCGUGGAGCGCGUGGACGAGGGCGCCUUCCAGUUGCCCCACGUGAUGCAGGUGGUGACGCAGGACGGCGCGGGGGCGCUGCACACCACCUACCUGCAGUGCAAGAACGUGAACGAGCUCAACCAAUGGCUGUCGGCCCUGCGCAAAGCCAGCGCCCCCAACCAGGACAAGCUGGCCGCCUGCCACCCGGGUGCCUUCCGCGGCGGGCGCUGGACCUGUUGCCUGCAGGCUGAGCGCCCAGCUGCGGGUUGCAGUCGCACACACUCAGCCAUCACCCUGGGGGACUGGAGCGACCCUCUGGAUCCCGAUGCUGAGACCCAGAUGGUGUAUCGGCAGCUGCUUCUGGGGCGGGACCAGCUCAGGAUGAAAUUCCUAGAGGAUUCCAGUCUGGACCCAGACCUGGAGGAGGACACGGGCAGGGGUCCUAGUGCCACCCUGGGGACCUGCCCCGAGGUCCUGGCCCGGCAGAGGGCAGCGGCAGCCCGCCUGCUGGAGGUGCUGGAAGACCUGGAUCACGCCCACGAGGAGUUCCAGGGGCAGGGCCAGGGGAAGGUAGCCCCUGGCCCCCCGGCACCCUAAGACGCUCCAGGGCCAGUCUGGAAGGAGGAGUAAGGAGCCCCGGGGCCUCCUCAGCGCACCCUGGCCCAGGAGCCUCCCCGUGGCUGUCCUGAGCCUCUUCAGCGCUGCUUCCUGGAAACUCUCAGAGACCCUUCUAGGCCUGUGUGCCCUGAGUCCAGACAGGCAGGCCUUUGGCAGGGGUCAGCCUUGCGCAGAAUGAAUGGAGGAGUCUUCAGGUUGAAUGGGACUGGAGUGGACAGGAGAAGGAGCUUGACUUUUCUGAUCCUGGAGCCUUCUUCAUUGGACUAGCCUCUACCCACACCUAGGAAGCCAGGCUUGCCCUGAGCUGCUGGACACAGCUAUACCUGGAAUCCCAAUGCCCCUGUGGCCUUGUCGCCCCCAUGGGCUCAGCUCUUCCUGUUUUCACAUCAGCUAAUCCCUGUAACCUCACUGUCUUUCUGUAUAUUGUCUUUGCCUGCGGGCUCCAACUCCAGCUUCCAGAAUCAGGUGCCCUCUGGGAGAUUGGAGGCUGGGAGCCCGGGUGUGUCAGAUUCAUAGCCUGAGAGACCGUGGGCCAGCUCUUGCCCCAUAUAAAAUGUGGAGGAAGUGA